UCUGUUAUAGCCAGGGAUGUGGUAGAAAUGACAGCUAGUGAUAAGAUUAAUCAUAAAUUAUAGUGGAGAGAGCUGCAUUUGUAUUUUAUUUUUGUUUUGUUUAAUGGUGGGCUGUAAACACGGGCUUGAUGAAGCAAUGCUUGUUCUUGUCGGCAUGAGCAAGGUAUUCAGCUGGGAGCUCUAAAAGGGGGAUCUGCCUCUGUCAAAACAGCCCCCCACACCCCACCUGGCACUGGUUGUGCACACAGGAAGAUUAAAUUGCAGAAUUGAGACUCUGGACCAACUCACACCGUCAGCGUUUUACUGCUCCUUAUGGUGUAGCUGGUGAUUGUUCCUGAGAAGAGAGAAGAUGAUGAGUGAUGCAAGUGACAUGCUCGCUGCAGCCCUGGAGCAGAUGGAUGGCAUUAUAGCAGGUUCCAAGGCACUGGAAUACUCCAAUGGCAUCUUUGACUGCCAGUCCCCCACCUCCCCCUUCAUGGGGGGCCUGCGGGCACUGCACCUCGUGGAGGACUUGCGGGGCCUGCUGGAGAUGAUGGAAGCGGACGAGAGGGAGGGGCUGCGCUGCCAGGUCCCGGACUCCACGGCGGAGGCUCUCAUCGAAUGGCUCCAAAGUCAAAUGACUAAUGGGCACAUAUCUGGGAAUGGAGAUGUUUAUCAAGAAAGGCUGGCUCGUCUGGAAAAUGAUAAGGAAUCUCUUGUUCUGCAAGUAAGCGUGCUUACGGACCAGGUGGAGGCCCAAGGAGAAAAGAUCCGGGAUCUGGAGUUCUGCCUGGAGGAGCACAGGGAGAAGCUGAAUGCCACGGAGGAGAUGCUGCAGCAGGAGCUUUUAAGCAGAACAACCCUUGAAACUCAGAAACUGGAUCUUAUGGCAGAGAUUUCCACUCUGAAAUUAAAGCUUACAUCUGUAGAGAAGGAUAGAUUGGACUAUGAGGACAGGUUCAGAGACACAGAGGAUUUGAUCCAGGAAAUAAACGAAUUGCGGUUGAGGGUGGGAGAAAUGGACAAUGAAAGACUCCAGUAUGAGAAAAAGCUGAAAACAACUAAAUCUUUAAUGGCCAAACUUUCUAGCAUGAAAAUCAAAGUGGGUCAGAUGCAGUAUGAAAAGCAGCGGAUGGAGCAAAAAAGCCAGAUGCUAAAGGAUGAACUGUCAGCUCUGAAAGACAAACUAGAGCAGAAGGAAGCCGAGGUGAAAAGGUUGCACGAAAAGUUGGUUUGCAAGCUGAAAGGAGAAGGAAUUGAAAUACUGGACAGAGAUGAAAAUUGUAAAAAGAAGCUCAAAGAUAAAAAUAUAGAGGUACAGAAAAUGAAGAAGGCGGUAGAAUCUCUAAUGGCAGCAAAUGAAGAGAAGGAUCGGAAGAUAGAAGAGCUUCGGCAAUCUCUGAAUAGGUACAAGAAAGUCCAAGACAUGGUGAUACUGGCUCAAGGUAAAAAAGGCAAGGAAAGUGAAAGUGAAGACUUGAAUUCAGGGUCUGUUUCCAUGGGUGUAUUGGACACACCAAGUCUGACUGACCCAGAGAAAAGCCCAUCCCCAACCCCGGUAACAGCAUCUCCAAUCCACGAUGAGUUCAACAUGAAUAUUCACGAAGAGAAUUCCUUACAGAUCCACACCAGCAUUUUACAGAUUUCAAUCCCUUCCCUUUCAUCAACUUCCAAGAGCUCAGAAACUGUUGCAGAGAGACUGAAAAUACACCCUAGGCCAGAGCCUGCCAGUGAAAUGGGCGAAGGAAGAUCAACAGGUUCUUCCCCUGAAACUCAUCUGUGUGAUAGUCCAGUAACUUCCUCGCUGCAGAAGUCCUGCAGUCUGAGCAGUUUGAGGAAAGAGGCAUCUGAAAUGGACAGAGACUGUGCACAGAAGCCAGCAGAGCAGGUGAAACCUCCUCUGGAAGGCAAUAAUUUCGCAACCCUCCCUCCCAAGUCUCCGUCUCACGGUGCCACAGGCGACGAGGACAGUUUCGGCACCCGCAAAGCCAGAUCUUCCUUUGGCCGAGGCUUUUUCAAGAUCAAAAAUAAUAAGAGGACUGCCAGUGCCCCCAAUCUGGAUCGCAGUCGAAGUGCCAGUGCACCUACUUUAGCUGAAACGGAGAAGGGAUCUGCAGACCACUUGGAUCUGGCUGGCUUGCCCCCCCGCCCAAAAGAAGCAGAUAGUCUGCAGAUGGCACCACCUUCUCCAGAUUCCAGGAAAAAGGCCAGGGGAAUCAAGAAGUUGUUUGGAAGGCUUAAAAGAAGUCAGUCCACCACCUUCAACCCAGACGACAUGUCCGAGACGGAGUUCAAGAGAGGAGGGACGAGAGCGACUGCGGGGCCCCGGCUGGGCUGGUCACGGGACCUGGGGCAGUCCCACAAUGAGCUGGACAUGCCAUUCGCAAAGUGGACCAAGGAGCAGGUUUGCAACUGGCUCCAGGACCAAGGGCUUGGCUCUUACAUCAAUAAUGGCAGGCACUGGAUACUGUCUGGGCAAACACUUCUGCAGGCUUCUCAGCAGGAUCUGGAAAAGGAGCUUGGGAUAAAGCACCCUUUGCAUCGGAAGAAGCUCCAGCUUGCUCUGCAGGCACUGGGAUCUGAAGAGGAAAACAACCAUGGAAAACUGGAUUACCACUGGGUUACCAGGUGGCUGGAUGACAUUGGCCUGCCCCAGUAUAAGACCCAGUUUGAUGAGGGGAAGGUGGACGGCCGCAUGCUCCAUUACAUGAGUGUGGAUGACCUGCUGUCCUUGAAGGUUGUCAGUGUCCUUCACCACCUCAGCAUCAAAAGAGCCAUUCAGGUUUUGAGAAUAAACAACUUUGAGCCCAAUUGCCUGCGCAGGAGGCCGUCUGAUGAGAAUAAUGUGACACCUUCUGAGGUCACCCAGUGGACCAACCACCGCGUGAUGGAGUGGCUGCGCUCCGUGGAUCUGGCAGAGUACGCACCCAACCUGCGGGGCAGCGGAGUGCACGGGGGGCUGAUGGUUUUGGAGCCGCGUUUCAAUGUAGAAACCAUGGCACAGCUGCUGAACAUCCCACCCAACAAGACGCUGCUGAGGCGGCACUUGGCCACUCAUUUCAACCUCCUGGUGGGGCAGGAGGCCCAGCAGCAGAAACGUGAAGCCAUGGAGUCCCCAGACUACGUCCUCCUGACAGCAACUGCCAAAGUCAAGCCAAAGAAACUUACCUUCAGCAAUUUUGGGAGCCUGAGGAAGAAGAAGCAGGAUGAUGUGGAGGAGUAUGUGUGUCCUAUGGAGCUGGGGCGGGCAUCUGGCAGUGGAUCAAAGAAGGGCUUUAAGCCUGGCCUGGAUAUCCGAGUAUAUGAUGAUGAUGAUUUGGACAGGCUGGAGCAGAUGGAAGAUUCAGAAGGGACGGUGAGGCAAAUAGGAGCAUUUUCUGAAGGCAUCAACAACUUGACACACAUGUUGAAGGAAGAUGAAAUGUUUAAAGACUUUGCCACUCGCUCUCCUAGCACCAGUAUAACAGAUGAGGACUCCAACGUGUGACAGUCACCACCAGGCACUGACAAAGGCUCGCUCUCCUGUGUGCAAGGACAUCCCCGUUCCACAUGACAGGCAGCAGAUCAUGUACUUUACAUUGCUCUUGCUUCUGUUUGUUAGAAGUAACACUGAGGGGUGGAGAAUUUUAAAGAGAAAAGGAGAAAAAACAAGGUGCCUCUACUCUAAGUUGCCAUAAAAACCACCCAGACACUGGUGAAUGGUAAUCAUUUUAACUCUAUUUAAUGUACAAACUGGUGAUGUGUUUCAGAGUGUUGCAUUUAAAUUGAUGUGGUAUGAUAGUGCUCCUUGUGCUUCUUCAUGGCCUCAGAUAAUCCUUUAUACUGUUUGAAAAGAACAGAAGAUGUUAGGUGAAAGUGUUGCGUCUGUAGAUACCGCGCAUCAGCUCUCUCUGCACUCUCAGCUGAAAGAUAGAAGUUACUGCUCUUUUUUAAGUGCUUUUCUUUGGCACAAACACCAGUUCAGCCCUAUCCAAUGUAGGAUUUUAGUCAUCUGUGCCCUGCAUAAGCUCCCCCAUAGCUCUUGACUGUUGCUCCUAUUUUUAUACUGUUUUAUAAAAAAAAAAAAGAAAAAAAUAAAAGAAAAAAGAAGUAUAUGAAGUACAUAUAAAAGCAAAAAUUUAAAUUUUGUGAGAUAGAGUGAUGGAAAGUUGCAGGUGUGUGAGGGAAGGGGAGAAGGUUGUAAAAAAAUUAUGCCAGUUUGCAAACCAGCUGGUUACUGGGAAAGGCAGGCUGACCUUUGGAACUGUUUGCUUUCGUUGCUUUUUAUUGAGUGCACAGUUUAAUGAUCUUCCAUUUGAGAUGAAACAAUUCUAAAGCACGUUCCUUCUGGCAGUGGCUCAUACAGAAACUGCACAUUUUAAAAUGUCUUCUUUCUUGUCCCCCCAGCAGUAGUUAGUGCAUUCAACAAGGUUAUUAACACUUCCAUGACUUAAAAAAUUUCCUUAAAGUUGAGAGUACUCCCUGCAUAUGGAAGGGACAUUUCUGUGCUGUGACUAACGUGAAGAUGGUGUAGUUGCAAAAAAACAAAUAAAGUUAUAUAGAGAAAUGUAUAGGAAAUAUAUUAUUUCAUAUUAUUAAGCCUAAGGUUGGACUUUUCCUCCAAAAUUCAGAUAUCAAAUGUGUUGUUCAUCAUUUUACCUUCUUAAAGCAUAGCUCCUCUGCUCUUGAGCAUCAUCAGGUUUUAAAACUCCUAACUAGCCAGUGGAAAUCUUAUGUCAGACUUUGGGUAUUGCGAGGUGUCCUAGCCGAAAGCAAACAAACAAAAGUAGCUUUUUAUUCCAGUGGUCAUUUGUAUGGUGUUGAACGUUGCAUGUAUUUUAGCACAAUGGCAUGAAGCUGCUUUGCUCUGUAAAGGCAAACCAAAAUCCAGCUGGAAUUGUUCCUUGCAGUGGUGUUGCUUUGCCAAGCGUUUUGUCGCUCGUUUUGUCGCUCUCCUUGCUGGAAGUGAGACCAUUCCUGGUGUCCCGCAGGGGAUUUGGGGUUUGUGCUGACUUUGUGGGUGUUUCUAAAACACUCUUAACAAAGCUAGGAAAGGAAGAAAGGUUCUUCCCAGGAUUUUCAGGGAACUCCCCUCAGAUCAGAGGCAUAUUCCAGCAUUAUAAUGAUGUAGCCUGAUAACCUGGACCUUUGAAGGGUGUACAGUGUGGGUGAUUAUUAAUGUACCAAGAUGCAAAAUUUAAUGUGGGCAGGUUUAGGGUGCAGAUGCUUGGGAUGUGGAUUCAGGCCUCCCUUUCUGUGAAUACUCUGCAAUAUUGUUAUUAUUUACAUGGAAGUUGAACGUGAAACCCUGUGGAAGCACUGGGAAAUGUGGUGCAGGCUUCCAAACAAAAGUUUUCGUCCGGAUGGCUCUCGCUAGUCACCGGCUACUGGACAGGACUGGAUAUUCACAGGAGGGAAAAAAGGGAGCUAGUGACACAAUACUGUGUGCUGAAAUAGCCACAAACACUCUCCAGUUUCUCUGGAGUGUUACCAGUGAGGGCAGUGAUAGUUUAUUUAAGUGCAGUGUAAGCAGCAUUCUGCUCCAAACAAUCCUUUCCUGGCAGCCAGGUCAUCCCCUCGGAGCUGCCACCUGAACCCUGGUUCUCUUACGGGGUGGGGACACAAGAGAGGUGAUGAAGUCAGGAGGUUUUUAUGUGUGCGUGUGCACACCGUCGAUACCGUCGGGGUGUUUUAAUUGGUGCCUGUUUGGAGAGGGCAACGUAACUGCUGUGUAUUGCCAUGUGAAAUCCAAUAAAGUCUGUGGAAAAUGCCAA
Corvus hawaiiensis (hawaiian crow) is the source of this 5732-nucleotide messenger RNA. It is a transcript of the gene PPFIBP1, whose product is annotated as PPFIA binding protein 1. Gene Ontology annotation, cellular component: presynaptic active zone. Gene Ontology annotation, molecular function: protein binding. Gene Ontology annotation, biological process: neuromuscular junction development. The coding region runs from base 350 to 3466 and encodes 1038 amino acids. The transcript has 30 exons. The record is from RefSeq and is a predicted model, not a curated record. Lineage: Eukaryota; Metazoa; Chordata; Aves; Passeriformes; Corvidae.